AUGUCGGAAGUUCUCGUACCUAAAGGCCAACCUUUACCUGGCGAUCCUGAAAAAAAGGGUUGGCUAUUUAAAUGGACAAAUUAUCUAAAGGGAUACCAGCGAAGAUGGUUUGUGUUGUCAAACGGACUAUUAUCAUACUACAGAAAUCAAGCAGAGAUGGCACACACAUGUCGAGGAACUAUAUCCCUUCUUGGUGCUUUGAUUCAUCCUACAGAUUCCUGUACAUUUGUUAUUACCAAUGGAGGAACACAAACAUUUCACAUCAGAGCUCAUGAUGAAGUGGAACGGCAAAGCUGGGUUACAGCUCUGGAACUAGCUAAAGCAAAAGCCAUUCGCGCACAAGAAUCUGACGAUGAUGAUGAUCAGAUGAAUUCAUGUCCAGUACCACAAUCUAAUGAAGGUGAGGGUGAGGAUGCUGGUGGCAUAGCAAGGGAACUUUCUGCUAGGUUUCAUGAUCUGCGUACAUGUUCUGAACUGGUUACGAAACAUGGUGCUGCACUUCAAAGAUCUUUAGUAGAUCUAGAAAUUCCACCAUCAGACUCGACCAAGCAAGUCUCCGAAAGAGCCACUUUAUUCAGGAUAUCUUGCAAUGCUAUGAUGAAUGCAUGCGGAGAGUUUAUGAGCACAGCAGCGGCAUCAAGCGCACGUAUGAGCCGCGCAUUGCAACAUGAACGUGAGCAAAAAAUGCGACUACAAGAAAUUGUCGAGCAACUCGCCCGGCAGCACGACUCUCUGGAGAAAACUGUCGCAAGGAGUACUCCACACACAGCGGGAGGGACCAAUUCAGGACAAAAUAACGAUACUGAAGAUGAGGAACACGAAUUUUUCGAUGCUGUUGAAGAGGGGACUACCUCAGGAAUGGAGGAUAAAAACUCUUUUGUAAUUAAAGUGCCUGUGAAUAGAAAAAAUAAAGUAAAAAGUGGAGAAAGUUCAGACGAGUCUGAGGCAGAAACUGUAACGGAGACACAGCAAGUGAUAUUCGUAGAAGACAAAGAACGAGCGGAAAGCGCGAUGGGUGGCUCCGAAGUCGGCACCGUUAGCGUCAAGCCGCCAGACAACAAGGAACUAGACAUCAAAAUAUGGCCUCAUGUGUCGCAAGCAACAGACAGCGUAAUAGAAAGUCGGCCUCGGCGCUUGCGCGUCCCUGACAAGCCCAACUACCCACUAAGUCUCUGGUCUAUUAUGAAAAAUUGUAUAGGUAAGGAACUAUCAAAAAUCCCCAUCCCCGUUAACUUUAGCGAGCCGCUGUCAAUGCUACAGCGUCUAACCGAGGAUUAUGAAUAUUCGUCUAUCCUGGAUCAAGCUGCCACAUUUUCUGAUCCCGCUCAGCAACUGGCCUAUGUAGCUGCUUUCACGGUGUCCUCUUACGCGACCACUGCCAACAGAACAACAAAACCGUUCAACCCCCUUCUCGGUGAGACAUACGAGUGCGACAGAAUGGCAGAUCUUGGCUGGAGAGUUAUAGCGGAACAGGUGUCACACCACCCGCCGAUGGUGGCGCAAUUCUGCGAAGGCGUGUCCGGGUGGCAAUGCUGGCAGGAGUUCACCAUGACGAGCAAGUUCCGCGGGAAGUACCUGCAGGUCAUACCGCUCGGGGGCGCCUACGCAUACUUCCCCGCUUCGGGCAACAAGUACUCGUGGCGGAAGGUGACAACGACGGUGCACAAUAUAAUAGUGGGUAAACUUUGGGUGGACAACCAUGGGGAUAUGGAGAUUGUGGGCGAGGCGGGCCCGGCGGCGGGGUACGUGGCUCAUCUGAAAUACGUGCCCUACGGAUACUUUAGUAAAGACACACAGCGGAAGGUCACGGGGGUGGUAAAGGAUCCCAAUGGAGUUCCGCGCUACGUGCUCCAAGGCCACUGGGAUGACCGCGUGGAGGUAGCAGCCGUAACCAGUGCUUCGUCAGACAACACAGUCUGUAAAACUGGAAAGUUUGCACUGGCCUGGCAACGUGUUCCCGCACCACCAGAUUGUGAUAAAUGGUACAACUUCACGUUGCUCGCGGCUCAGUUAAACGAGCCUGAACCGAACGUGGCGCCAACCGAUUCGCGCCUCCGCCCCGACCAGCGUCUAAUGGAGGAAGGGCUCUGGGACGAAGCGAACGCUGAGAAAUUACGACUUGAAGAGAAACAGCGGGCUGCUCGCCGCGAACUAGAAGCCGCAGCCGAGGAUGCAGCCUCGCGAGGCAGUCCUCCACCCGCGCCUCGCACCCCAGUCUGGUUUACGCGGCAAGCCUCGCCCGGCCAGCCUCACCUGAGGCACCUAUACAAUAAUAAGUACUGGGAGUGCAAGCAGAAGCAAGACUGGUCCGCGUGUCCAGAUAUCUUUUAG
Molecule: messenger RNA, 2331 nt
Organism: Leptosia nina
Lineage: Eukaryota; Metazoa; Arthropoda; Insecta; Lepidoptera; Pieridae
Source: the annotation of a GenBank genome assembly